AUGAGCAACUUGAUCCUGAAUGCUGCAGUAGAGAGUUAUAAAAACUCCAAAACUGCUGGCAGAGCCAUAAUCGAGCUGCUCAACCUUUCCAAUUUGCUCGACAUGAACUUUUCCAAUGCUGCCGUGGUGCCGUUAACGACACAUCCAACGGCGUUCUACAUUCGCCAAGACUGGAAAAACAAACACAGAAGCAUCAAGGUGUUCAAUGGAGCCGGCGAGCAAGUUUACACUUUUGAAAGAUUAUCCCCGACAAAUCCAGUCUGGAGAAUGCUCACGUUCCCACAACGUCGAGAAAUCGCUACAAUUAAAAUCUCGCUUUUUGAAAAAUCGAUAAAUUUCCACAAUAAGCCCGGGUUGGCCCAUCGUUGCGUUUCCAAGGAUUGGAACAUGCGAGGCAGGCACCGGUCUUUUUACUUGAAUGAUGGCGCGAAAUAUUCGUGGUCUUCAACGACAAAGUUUUUGGAGAAGAUAAUGAACCCACUGAAUGGCCCCGAUGAGCAAAGAGUCAGGGUCGCGAAAGUGAAGCUUAUGAGGCAGUUCAAAUUGGAUUUCGAAGUGUUGGUUGAUGAAUCAAAGAUCGAUGCAGAGGUGGUGUUGGCAACUGCGUUGAUCUCCAUCUUUACGCAGUGGGGAAUAGGCGAUUUCACUGACACCAUUGGUGCAACAUUCAUACCUGAUGCAAAUACUCAAAGCGUGAACGCUUGA
This is a messenger RNA of Lodderomyces beijingensis, 705 nucleotides long. NCBI's taxonomy places the organism in Eukaryota, Fungi, Ascomycota, Pichiomycetes, Serinales, Debaryomycetaceae. The record is from the annotation of a GenBank genome assembly.